Molecule: messenger RNA, 1042 nt
Organism: Ostrea edulis (European flat oyster)
Lineage: Eukaryota; Metazoa; Mollusca; Bivalvia; Ostreida; Ostreidae
Product: ribonuclease kappa-A-like
Exons: 2
Coding region: 91-396 (101 amino acids)
Molecular function (GO): RNA endonuclease activity
Source: RefSeq, a predicted model, not a curated record
GUAAUGAUAAUAUUACGGAAUAUCAUGUGACAUGAGGUCAAGGCCACAUGUCAAACUAGGAGUCACAGGAAUCUGACUGAAAAAAGCAAGAUGGUUAAAUGUCCAAUUUGUGGCCCAAAGUUGUCGAUAUGCUGUUCUCUGCUGAGUAUGUGGGGAAUAGUCAUGUUGGGGCUUUUGGGAGUUUUCUACAAAAUCCACAGUGUGGCUUUGUUUGAAGACAUUCCUUUGACAGCAGAAAAAUGGAAAAAAGAGAAUUACACCAUGUCUAUUAUCUAUGAAAAAUACGAUCAAACAGCCUAUAACUGUUUCAUAGCGGCAGGGAUUUAUAUCUUGUGCUUCAUCUUCUCCUGCUGUCAACAAAGAAUGAACUCCAAAGCCAGCUACGAGAUGUCAUAAAAGACAACUGAAUAUUUCUCUUCAAAUGAACAAUCCUAGUCUCUUGUAUGAAUAGAAAGACAAUAUUCAGUGCUAUAUUACAUUAAUUACUAGUGUCUAGUGGGUUACUAUUUAUGAAACAAUUAGGCAAAUCCGUGUACUGAUUUAAAGUACUUUUAUUGAGAAAUUUUGAGAUUGCUCCCUUGUAUAGUAGAGCACUGUUAAGUUGCCCACCCAGACACAAGUACACUACAUUCCAUUGCAAUGUUUUAAUGUCUCUUGGUAUGAUUAGAAAAAAAAAAAAACUUUCCUUUUAAUUUAUCAUGCAGUACUAUCUUGUAUGAAAUAAUAUUUCAUUUGUCAUAGAAUACAUAGUUGUAUUGUAGCAAGUUUUUUUUUAAGGAAAUGUAUAUAUAUGUUAUAAUCAAGAUAUUAAUAGAUAGCUUGCAUAGUUUUACUCUCGUUACAUUAAAAUGUUCUAUAUUAAUUCUGCUGUGAUCCAUAUCAUGUUGUUUGUUUGUUUUGGUGAAUAACCAAUAAAAAAUUUCAGCAACAGUAAUAUCUUUGAUGGAGUCGAUCUUGACACAGAUCUCAAGUCAAGGAUUAGAAUUGUAUCCGGCAUACGCAUGUUGAGAUGUAAAAUUUAAUAAAAUUACAGAGGUGGAUA